UGAUUAUAAUACAGAAUAAAAAAUACAUUGUGGUCAUUAGCUAAUCUAAUAAUGUAUGUUUUUAAUUUUACAACAAUAAAGUCCUCAACAUGCUUAGAGCAAAUCUGUUGAAGAAGUUUGAGCAUCUGUGUGAGGGAACAGCGACGCAGGGAAAGCCAACACUCCUGAAUGAGAUCUACACAGAGCUCUACAUCACAGAGAGUGAGAGAGGAGAGAUCAGUAAUGAGCAUGAGGUGAGACAGAUUGAGACACAAUCCAGGAGAGCAGCAACAGAAGACACAGCCAUCAAAUGCAGUGACAUCUUCAGAUCUUUACCUGGACAAGACAAGGACGUCAGAACUGUGCUGACAAAGGGAGUUGCUGGCAUUGGAAAAACAGUCUCUGUGCAGAAUUUCAUUCUAGACUGGGCCAAAGGGAAAGAGAAUCAGGACAUCCACAUCAUAUUUCCACUUCCUUUCAGAGACAUCAACUUGAUGAAGGACAAAACUCUCAGAUCACUUUCAGAUCUUCUUCACGUCUUCUUCCCUGAAACUAAAGAAAUGGAAAUAUCCAGCGAUGAAUAUAAAGUGUUGUUCAUCUUUGAUGGUCUGGACGAGUGUCGUCUGUCUCUGGACUUUAAGAGUAAAGUGAAACUGUGUAAUAUAUCUGAGUCAGCCUCAGUGGAUGUGCUGCUGAUGAACCUGAUUGUGGGGAAUCUGCUUCCCUCUGCUCUCAUCUGGAUCACCUCCAGACCAACAGCAGCUGAUCUCGUCCCCUCUGAGUGCGUCCAUCGAGUGACAGAGGUACGGGGCUUCAAUGAGCCACAGAAGGAGGAAUACUUCAGGAAGAGAAUCAGUGAUCAGAGUCUGGCCAACAGGAUCAUCUCUCACCUGAAGUUCUCCAGGAGUCUCUUCAUCAUGUGUCACAUCCCAGUCUUCUGCUGGAUCUCAGCCGCUGUUCUUGAGAAGAUCUUGUGUCGAGCAGAGAGUGGAGAGAUUCCCAAGACUCUCACUCAAAUGUACACACACUUCCUGAUCCUUCAGACCAACAUCAAACAUGAGAAGAACUAUGAGAAGAAGGUGACAGAUGAAGAGAUGAUCCUCAAGCUGGGAAAAGUGGCUUUUCAGCAGCUUGUGAAAGGAAACCUGAUCUUCUAUGAUGAAGACCUGAGAGAGUAUGGCAUUGAUGUGACUGAAGCAUCAGUGUACUCAGGAUUGUGCACCCAGAUCUUCAGAGAGGAGUUGGGCUUGUUUCAGGGGAAAGUCUUCUGCUUUGUUCAUCUGAGCAUUCAGGAACAUCUAGCAGCUCUAUAUGCGUACCUCUCCUGGACAAACCACAACAGAAAUGUGUUUGACGAAAUCAUCAAACAGCGUUUGUGGUCUAAAGUUAAGGAAUCUUUUCAACUCAAUUCAUACGGACAUGUUUCAUCUGAGCUGCAUCAGAGAGCUGUGGACGAGGCUCUACGGAGUACAAAUGGGUGUCUGGAUCUUUUCUUGCAGUUCCUUCUGGGUUUGUCAGCAGAGUCUCAUCAGAUACUCCUAAAAGGUCUACUGAAACAGACAAGAAGCAGAUCUUACAGCAAUGAGAAAACAGUUGAGUACAUUAAAAAGAAGAUCAGGACCAUUAACUCUCCAGAAAAAUCCUUCAAUCUGUUCCACUGCCUGAAUGAACUGGGUGCUCAAUCACUAGUGGAGGAAAUACAACAGUAUCUAAAAUCUGGAACAUUAAAGGAAACCAAACUCUCUUCAUCUCAGUGGUCAGCUGUAGUUUUUGUUUUACUAACAUCAGGGGAAAAGCUGGAAGAGUUUAAUAUAAAGAAAUUUGUUGAAGGAAACAAUAAAGCUGAAAAACGUAAAGUUCUUCAGAAGCUGCUGCCUGUGAUUAAAGAAUCAGGCUCAGUUGACCUGAGGUUUUUUGGUGUCACAGAUGAAGGUUGUGCUGCUCUGGCUUCAGCUCUGAGAUCAAACCCCUCACACCUGAGAGAACUGGAUCUGACUGGAAAUAAACUAGGAGAUUCAGGUGUCCUGCUGCUGUCUGCUGGAUUGAAGGUUCCUCACUGCAAACUGGAGACACUGUGGUUGGGUUAUUGUGGCUUCACAGAGAAAGGUUGUGCUGCUCUAUCUUCAGCUCUGGGAUCAAACCCCUCGCACAUGAGAAGUCUACAUCUGUGUGGGAAUAAACUGGGAAACUCAGUGAAACUGCUCUCUUGUGUGCUACAGAAUCCUCUCUGUAAAAUGGAGAAACUGUGGUUGUGGGACUGUGGCGUCACAGAUGAAGGUUAUACUGCGCUGACUUCAGCUCUGAGAUCAAACCCCUCACACCUGAAACUUCUGUAUCUGUCUGAGAAUAAACUCGGAGAUUCGGGUGUGAAGCUUCUCUGUGCUGUCCUGGAGGAUCCUCGCUGUAACCUGGACACUCUGAGGUUGUAUAAGUGUGGCGUCACAGAAGAAGGUUGUGCUGCUCUGAGAUCAAACCCCUCACACCUGAGGCUUCUGGAUCUGUCUGGGAAUAAACUAGGAGAUACAGAAGUGAAGCUACUCUCUGAUCUGAAGGACGAUCCAGACUAUAAUCUGGAAACCUUACACUACUCCAUAUAGAUGUCAAAGAAGAGUGUAACCCCAUGCUGCAACUACUACACAGUCUUAAUGUGUCUGUGCUGCUGAAGAGAGUUCAGAAAGCUGUUCAAAUUGAUUCCUGACCAACGCUGCCCUCUCCAGAAGUUCAAGGACCACUACCUUAGUGACCGUGAGCUGCUGACCCCUUCCCUGACGCCAGCGGGACCAGCCAUCCUCCACCUGGAAGACCACUGCUGAGCCAGAAUAACACCUUUAGAGAUCAUCAUGCUUUAAACCAAGAGGAUUGUGAUCUCAAUUCCAACACACUUUCCAACCAUCAAGACUUUCAUCUGAGAUUGCAUCUGGAUGAGAAUUCUUGGAUACUCUGAUACACUAGUACUAUUAAGAAAGUUAUUUUUUGAGUUUGAUAUGAAUUUUCGCUGGAUAAAACCGAUUAGAUAUUGACUACAAUGAAGACGCUGUAAAACUCAAUACACUGUGAACAAUCAAACUACAGCCUCCCGUUUUAAUCAUCACAGACAUGAGAAUAAGAGAUGUAUCGUAAAAUACAGAUAGCCUUGAUUGUAAUGGGAGAAUGAGAUUCAUUUAUCAAUAUAACGGUUGUUUCCCUGAUUAUAAAGCUUUUUUUCACUAGUGGUUACGUAUUUUUUCUACAAUGACACUUAAAUCUUGCAUUUCUUAUUUUGUUUUCUCUUGACAUUUUAAAGCUCUUUUAGAUACAGAUUGUUUUAUACUCAAUGCAUUCAGAAAUGAUUCAAAUCCCCUUCACUUUGAUUCAUUUUGUUGUUGCAGCCUGAUAUUGCAAUUGUUUAAAUUGUUUUUGUACUCCGUGUCCCGUGAUGACAAAGUGAAAACAGAAUUUAAUCUGAAAUAUUCCAUUUACAUAAGUACUCUUAGAACACUUCAAAAUCCUCUGAGGUACCUUUCGUUCUUCUUGAUCAUUGCUGAGAUGUUUCUACACCUGGUAAAUUACAUGAUAGAUCAUUCAUCAGCAGAAGAGACCGAGGGAAAACCUCGAGCUAGUCGAAUAUGACUACCUGUUCAUUCAGAACCUCAGACUGGCAGAAGGUUCGUCUUCCAGGACAAUGACCCUAAACUCAGAGAGAGUGGCUUAUAGACGGUUCUGUGAACGUUCUGGAGCGGCCCAGCCAGAGCUCUAGAACCCCAUCAAACAUCUCAGGAGAGACCUGAACACGGACCUCAUCCAAUCUGACUGAGCUUGAGAGGACUUUCAAACACGAAUGGCAGAAUCCAAAAAUGCGCCCAGAUUUUAUAGACUCUUCCAUCCUGGUAACAUAAAUGGCUAGUAAAGAGGUUUGGUUUAAUUUGAGCCAGCACCUAACCAUCAGUGUAAAAGACUAAAUCAUGUACUGCUAUAAACUCAUUUAGCAACGUAUUCCAACGUUGGGAUCCCUUCCCAGUGAAUGCUCCUUGCCCUUAUGAAGUUCAGUAAACCCUAAUCCUAGUUUCCAGUUUUGAGCGAUGUUGCUUAGGCACUUUUCACUUGAGAAUGGAUAAGAAAUAUCUCUCUGGAUCAUUUGGACCGGUCUUGGGUCCUGUGUCUCACCUGGUUCAGCGUUCAAGGUUUCCUCACAGCAUUACUGCCUCCUAGUGUCAUUUCCCUUUGUCCCAAUGUAACGAUCAACUCGUACAUAAAAACCAGACUUGCUGGUGUUUAUCCAUCACAGGACUUGUCAGUAUAAUAGCAGUGAAUGUCUGAAUCACUACUUCUCUUCUGAAAAAGUGGGUGUCUCGCAAAGAGCGCUGGCUAUGUGGGCUUUUCCAAGAACCUCGAGCCGUCUCAGACCGCGCACCCCACCAGGAGACGACUCCGGUCGGUGUAGACCCAGUGCGGGUGGUUGAGGUAGUUUAACGCUCUCUGAAUCACCAGACCUUUCAGCAUGUGACCCCUCCACACGCUCAAUGAAUAGACUGUGCAGCGAUCUCGUGAUGAAGGCAGGCUUUCUCCAGAUGCACUGAGAUAAAGAGUCCUCCAGCUCAACCUGAGGAUCUCAUUCAGCCUCAUCCACCUCUUUCUCGUCUUUUCUCAAUGCUUCUGGCCUCAUUCGUGUCCAGAUGUAAAACCGUUUGUUUUAAUGAAUUGUUUUAAUUAUGAACACACUGGUUUGUGGUGCAAAGAGUUUAACUGUCAUUCUCAUGAUUUACCUAAAUAACUUACCCCUGCGUAGAGGAAAGAGGUGGAUAUUCAUUAUGUGAUUGGAACUUGAAUAUGUUUUGGUCAACAGCUAAAUUGAUAAAAAUUGUUCUUUGUGUACAUGGAUCUGUAAGUAAGACGCUAUAGUGUGUCAGGAGCCAGGGGUUUAAAUGUCAAAUGUAAUAUAUGUUUAAAUCUUUUUUUUUUAUUAGGUUGUCUGUUUAUUUUAUUGUUACAUCCUUUUUAUAUUUUAUGAAAAAAGUCAAGUUUUGGAUGAGGAUAGUGCCUUUGAGAGUCUCUUCUUCAGGGAGUGUAUUAUUUGAUAAUGUGCUGUGUGUGCAUUGCAAUACAUUUUUUAUUCAAUACAUUCACUCAAAAGUGAAAAUUCUGCCAUGAAAAACCUGCAUGAGUUUUUUUUUCUUGUGAAGACACGGGUAACCAAACCAUUGACCUGCACGGUAUCCUUGUCCUUGAGUGUGAACUAACC
Molecule: messenger RNA, 5197 nt
Organism: Puntigrus tetrazona (Sumatra barb)
Lineage: Eukaryota; Metazoa; Chordata; Actinopteri; Cypriniformes; Cyprinidae
Product: NACHT, LRR and PYD domains-containing protein 3-like
Molecular function (GO): protein binding
Source: RefSeq, a predicted model, not a curated record